AUCGGACUGCACAAUGCGAUCUCUCUCUCCCUUGCAGUGAAGCCCCUGCUUGCUCUUUUUGUUUCCCUCCCUUUCCGUCCCUCGCUCGCCUCUCUCUCUUCCCCGCACCGCACGGAUCCGGGGUGGAGAGGAGGGGACUGGGACCCUAGGAGGAAGCGACGCUCCGUACUUCUCACCGAAGGUCUCCACACAAGCACCGACACGGGGGGACGUGCAUCGCGAGGUCGUGCAUGGCCGAUCUGCUCUGCCUCCGCCAGUGAAGGUGGAUUGUUGGAUGCGUCUAGCUUCGUACGGCAAGAGACUGCAGAUCUUGCAGGAUUGGUCUGGUUUGGUUCGGAGGUGUAAGAAACAGGUGAACACUAAGUUUUUGAGGAAAAAGUAGCUAGCAUGGACGAGGGCAGUUUUCAGCACUGGCCGGAGGAAUGGUUUCAGACAUAUCAGAUGAAUUCACCCAUUGGGCUGGGGACAAACAAUGAAGCUGGUCCGGCUGAAGGUACUGGCUUCAGUAGAAAAGCAGACAAAAUACCUAAGAGUAAAAAGCACAGGCCCAAGGUAGUCAAAGAGAAAAAAAUAGCCAAAAUACAGAAGUAUACAACUGCGAAGCAUGCCAAGGAGAAGGAGACUCACUCAACUGGCAAGAGGAAAUAUGUCCGCAAAAAGGGACUAAACGCAACAACGAACCAACCUCCAGCAGAAGAUUCUGAUAUGCAGAACAGAGUGGAAAAAUUAAAAGCCAGGAGAAGCUUGAAGUUCAAUGAGGAUGAUAUGCGAAAAAAUGCUGAUCUAGCAUCACAAGCCCAGGUUACUGAAGCGUCUUUCAAUCCAGAGGAUCCUCGGUCAUCAAUAUAUGCAGCUGAAAGAACUCAUGCGCAGGUGGCAUGUCAUUGGGGGGGAUACAUAAAUUUUCUUGAAGGAAACAAUGUACCAAAUAAUAUCCAGAGGAUGGGAAGCCAUCAACUUGAGUCUUUGGAAGUCGGACCUACUCUGCAUUACUCCAUUGACGAAGAUUGCAGUAUUGCUUUACCUGGCAAACAGCCAAGAUACUCGACUGCAGAGCACACACAAUUGCCCAGUGGUACUGAGAAUCCAUUUAUAGAAAACUAUAUCCCCAGUGGUGGUAUUCAUCAACUCCAGUACUUGGAAAAACGCAUGGUUAAGGGGCCAGAAUCAGUUCCAGAAACACAUGGCGCGUCUGCUUAUGAUGAUACUGUGAACAACUACUGCAUUGCUAUUCAUGACGAGCAGAUCACACACACAGGAGUUGAAGCUGUUGGGAAACCAGUAAGUAAAUCAUCAAGAGCUAAACGCCGUUUGUUAGAUGCUUCUGGAGAAAACAAAGAAGCAUACCCCACCAAAAAGCCAAAGAGGGGCCGUCCAAGAAAGGAAGAAAGCAAUGGGAAGCCAAAAGGCAGAGGCACAAGGAAAGAAACUGUUCGUCCUGCAAAACGUUUAUCGUCAAAAGACAAAUGCACCAUCAAUGAGCCUAUUUCUUGUGGCUCUGAACUUUCUGCAGGAGCUACUACUAAGGCGACAACGUCGGAGUCUAAAAGAAGUGUGGAGAGACCAAGCGUUUUGGAGAUCUCUGACCAUGAUAAUUAUAGAAGCAUCGGUUUCGAGCAUAUUGAUGGAGCCAUUACUGAAGUUAUAGCACUAUCAGCUGAUCCUUUAGACGCCGUAAUUGAAAAGUUCAAGCUUUUAUACACUAGCAAAUCAGAUAAAGUUAUGGCAGCUGCUUGUAAUAAAGGCACAUCUGAUGCGCUGGUUCCAUUUAUGAGAAAUGCAAAUAAAAGACGUUCUCGACCCAGGGUGGACAUCGAUCCAGUAACCUCUUUGAUGUGGAACUUACGAAUUGCACCAAAUAUGAAUGACGACGCUGGAGGCAUGGACAAGGAUAAAGAGAAGUUGCUUGAUGAGGAAAGAAGAGUGUUCCGGGGGAGAAUCAAUGCAUUUAUUGCUCGCAUGCACCUGAUUCAGGGGGAUAGACGAUUCUCUCCUUGGAAAGGAUCAGUUGUCGACUCGGUUGUGGGUGUAUAUCUUACUCAGAAUGUUGCCGACCAUCUUUCUAGUUCUGCUUUCAUGGCGGUUGCUGCGAAAUUUCCAAUCAAACCAGAAGGCCCGGAGGGAUCUACAGCAGAGAUGUCUCAUAUGCCUCCUGGACAGAAUGAUAGCUGUUCUGGACUAUUUGGUGAUUCUUUCAAGCUGAAAGGGAAGUUCUCUGUUGAAGAGAUACUUAAUACCGAGUUUCAUGAAGGAAGUAACAGUAACGAAUUGAUUGGAAGUUUUUCUGGAGAUGGAUUCAACUUUGCAGCAGGAGAAUGUUCUGUUCCAUAUAGGGAGUCCCUAAUUGACCUCCAUGAAAAUAGGCAAUCAAAAUUUGUUGUCCCAGAAAGUGGCAUUGCAAGCGUGGUAGAAGCUGAAGUACCAAUGGAGGAUGCUAUUUCUUCACAAAAUUCUUCUGUUUCUUCUCAACAUUCGCCAGAUUACCCUUUUCACAGAACUGAUCCAAUGGGGUUCAGUUUGUUGCCAUACUUCCCAGAAAAGGACCACAUGCUGAUAAAUUUAUCCAAUAGGAUGACAAGUUCAACUGGACAUGCAGAGCAUCCACCAAUACAAGAUUUCCAGAACAUGCAUAAUGAUAUGGUCGGAUCAUCAGAAUAUGGAGUUAAUCUUCUUCCAGUCCCAGGUGUGAAUAAAGAUGUGUUGCUUGAUCUAAACAGAACUUAUCAGGCUUAUGCCUCCUAUCUCCAGAAUGGCCAUGUGGAUUUUCCGUUUGUCAGCCAUCUGGACAAUUCAUUCUGCACAGGCCUUGAUAGCAUGUUUCAUCCAAAUAUUACACAACCUGAGGCUAGUUUUUAUCAGUUACCAUCUGCUUCUAGCAUGUCCAACAGAAAUAAAACCAGAGAGGCUGAUUGUUCAAGCAAUGUUCUAUAUUGUAUGGACGAGUCACUAGUCCAGCAGAAGUCCCAUUUUCCUACCGAGCCUUCGCAAAAUGGGAAUUUUUCACCAAUAAUGAAACAAAACUUUCAGCCAUUAAUUAGUUCAGUGGAUGAGUCACUUUCUAAAGAACAGUUAUUUUGCGAAUACAAAUUUUCAAGCAAGGACAUUGAAGCUCCAUUUGCGCAACAGCAUGAGUGUUCAAAUUCGCAAGAGGUAUACAGAACAAGGGCAAAGCAAAUGGGUGGUCAGUCAGGAUGCAGCCAACCCCAACUGGGAAACAAUAUCAAACUUCAGGCAGAAACAUGUGAAAAUUAUUGUUCUUCAAACUUGUGUGAAAACCAGAAUGCUCAUUCACAGGUCUCACAGGGAGUUGCAGAUCCCAUAAGGAAAUCAAAAGUUAGUCGAAAAGGUUCAUCGGAAGUUCCUACAGAUGAAUCAAAAGGAAAGACGGUGUGUGGGCCUACAGAGGAAACUUAUGAUUGGGAAAAAAUACGAAAAGAAUUGUUCGGCAAUAAUGGAGAUAAACCAAGAAGUCCUAAUACAAAAGAUUCGGUUGAUUGGGAAGCAGUACGGCAAGCAGAUGUGAAAGCCAUAUCUGAAACCAUUAGAGAGCGAGGACUGAACAAUAUGCUAGCAGGCCGAAUAAAAGAAUUUCUAAACCGAUUGGUGAGAGACCAUGGAAGCAUUGAUCUUGAAUGGCUGAGAGAUCUCGAACCAGAAAAAGCAAAGGAGUUCCUUCUAAGCAUUAGAGGGCUUGGACUCAAAAGUACUGAGUGUGUUCGCCUUUUGACACUACGUCAUGUAGCUUUUCCGGUGGACACAAAUGUUGCUCGGAUAUGUGUCAGGCUUGGCUGGGUGCCUCUUCAACCUCUGCCUGACUCUCUUCAACUGCACCUAUUGAAACUUUAUCCCGUGCUGGACCACAUACAGAAAUAUCUUUGGCCUCGACUAUGCAAGCUUGACCAGUUUACUUUGUACGAGCUUCACUACCAAAUGAUAACUUUUGGAAAGGUUUUCUGUACCAAAAGUAAGCCUAACUGCAAUGCAUGCCCCAUGAGAGCUGAGUGUAAGCACUUCGCUAGUGCAUUUGCAAGGGGUUGUAUGCGUGAGGGGCUUUGACAGGAGACAGAGGGCACCAAGACCGCUUAAUGCAGGGUUACAUUUACCUGCAACAAAGGUUACAAGAGAUAAAAGGCGUGCAGCAGCCAAAGAGGAGGAAUAAGCCAUUGAGAUAGAGGAAAAGAAAGCAUACAUGCAAGAUUCAAACCUAAAUAAUCAUAGUAUUGCUUUUAGUUUUCUUUUCUUCCGCUGCGUUCACUAAAUCCGUUGAUAUUUUGUGUUUCUCAUGCCAUGUGAGUCCAACAUACCUUUGUCCGUCAGCCUUUUUCUGGUCAUUGUCCUCUCUAUAGGAUUUCUGUGGCCUCUCUUUGCAUUGUUGAUCUAAGCCCAUUCUCUUGCCGCCGAGCUUCUUUCGCCGUCGACUUUCAUGGGCCAUGAUUCUUUAAGCAAUGCUUCUUCUCUUGAUGUGCCAUCUUCUUUUGAUAACCCAUCUUCUCUUGAUAUUUCUAUUGUAUCUUCUAUUGAUGCGUUGUCUUCCUCUGAUGUGCCAUCAAAUCGUUAUCCCCUUUGGCGACUCGACAGGUUUUGAAGACUCUUCAUGAUACGACGACACUCUCAAGACGCGGAUUUGGAUUAUCAUUUUUUUUAGUAUUACGCUUCUUCUAAUGUAAUGCUAUUGCAUAGGCAUUUGAGUGGGGGGUGUUAAGGAGUAUUAGUAUUGGUCUAUGAGUCCUUAUUAGUCUAUGUUUAGUUUCCUUGCACCUCAAGUCAUGUGUAAUAUAUAUAAGCCCCUUGGGCCUUCAAUAAAGAUAAGUUGCUUAACAUGGUAUCGGAGCUAAGGUCUUGAGUUCAAAUCCUGACUUUCGCAAUUUAUUAAAAAUUGCUGAUAGCCCCCCUUUGUGUCCACAUAGAGGCCUCUUGAGAGUUUCGCGCGCCGUCGCUCUCUUCCGGUUGCACGUGUUGACUUGUCUUCCCCGUCACACGUGAUAGGGGGUGUUACAGUAUAUAUGGAUUGCACUAGCCCUUUCCAUCAGUUUGGACUUUUGGUUGCGUUGGCUAGUGCAUGAAGCUUAACAGUAGAAACCCCUGGCCUCUGCAUCAGUACGACGCACCCUAUAGCAGUCUUAUUUCCCAAAUAAACUCUUACCAUUUGGAGCAUAUGUUUUCGUAUCACAUACUUUGAAAGAGUACAUCUACUUUUCCUAACGUGGUUAGUGUAUAUGUAUUAUCCCAUAUUCACACUUGCCAACAAAUAUUUUAUAUUUCAUGAGUAUUAUCCAGUGAAUUUUCUUUAUCGUCAGUAUAUAUGGUGACUGGUAUUGUCAACAUAGCUCGAUAAAAUUAGCUAGUUAGAAUCCGUGCUUCCUUUUCUUCAGUGAAUGAUAUACUAUAGUAUAGUACUUUAUUGGAUUGGAACUUUGCAUUCACCAACAGUAACACCAAAAUGAAAAUACGGUCAUUGUUUCCAUUGGUUAUUAUAUACGAAAAUUCAUUUUCUGAAUUUGCAGUAUCAGACAAAACUCACCACUUAACUCGUGUAUAGUAGACAACGAAACAGGCUUCAUGGCAAUUUUUCAUGUUAUAUCAUGUGAUUUGAAUCAUGAAAUAGGGCCUUGAUUCAACCGAUUUCUAUCCGUCCUCUAAGAAAUUUAAGUUGCAGCUAUUUCGCCUCAUUAAGACAUCCAUACAGUCAGUGCACUCGUAAAUAAAUCUGUAUAUCUAGGAUUUAUUACUUUGGCACUCAUGCUCGAAAAUGCUUACAAAAUCUUUUUGGAGCAUCAUUUUUCUUCUAGAGCAUUAGGAAUGUUUUUUCUUCACGAAGUUUUGCAUUCAGAAUGUUUUGAAUUUUGUUCUAUUUGUUUGAUUUUACUGUUCAUGAGGGUGCCUGUGAGCUCGUGAUCAGAAACUCCAUGUCUCUUUUGGUGUUCUUUUGAGUUGGUUAUCUUCAUGCUUGUGAUAGCAGUAGAGUACAACAUUUCCAAGUUCACCAUUUAGUAACUAGUAGUAAUAACUUGUGUUAUAUGAGCUAGAACGUGCUUAUGCAGAGGGAUUUACCUUUGUUUAUUUUUGCAGGGGUUGUAUGCGUGAGGGGCUUUGACAGGAGACAGAGGGCACCAAGACCGCUUAAUGCAGGGUUACAUUUACCUGCAACAAAGGUUACAAGAGAUAAAAGGCGUGCAGCAGCCAAAGAGGAGGAAUAAGCCAUUGAGAUAGAGGAAAAGAAAGCAUACAUGCAAGAUUCAAACCUAAAUAAUCAUAGUAUUGCUUUUAGUUUUCUUUUCUUCCGCUGCGUUCACUAAAUCCGUUGAUAUUUUGUGUUUCUCAUGCCAUGUGAGUCCAACAUACCUUUGUCCGUCAGCCUUUUUCUGGUCAUUGUCCUCUCUAUAGGAUUUCUGUGGCCUCUCUUUGCAUUGUUGAUCUAAGCCCAUUCUCUUGCCGCCGAGCUUCUUUCGCCGUCGACUUUCAUGGGCCAUGAUUCUUUAAGCAAUGCUUCUUCUCUUGAUGUGCCAUCUUCUUUUGAUAACCCAUCUUCUCUUGAUAUUUCUAUUGUAUCUUCUAUUGAUGCGUUGUCUUCCUCUGAUGUGCCAUCAAAUCGUUAUCCCCUUUGGCGACUCGACAGGUUUUGAAGACUCUUCAUGAUACGACGACACUCUCAAGACGCGGAUUUGGAUUAUCAUUUUUUUUAGUAUUACGCUUCUUCUAAUGUAAUGCUAUUGCAUAGGCAUUUGAGUGGGGGGUGUUAAGGAGUAUUAGUAUUGGUCUAUGAGUCCUUAUUAGUCUAUGUUUAGUUUCCUUGCACCUCAAGUCAUGUGUAAUAUAUAUAAGCCCCUUGGGCCUUCAAUAAAGAUAAGUUGCUUAACAUGGUAUCGGAGCUAAGGUCUUGAGUUCAAAUCCUGACUUUCGCAAUUUAUUAAAAAUUGCUGCUAGCCCCCCUUUGUGUCCACAUAGAGGCCUCUUGAGAGUUUCGCGCGCCGUCGCUCUCUUCCGGUUGCACGUGUUGACUUGUCUUCCCCGUCACACGUGAUAGGGGGUGUUACAGUAUAUAUGGAUUGCACUAGCCCUUUCCAUCAGUUUGGACUUUUGGUUGCGUUGGCUAGUGCAUGAAGCUUAACAGUAGAAACCCCUGGCCUCUGCAUCAGUACGACGCACCCUAUAGCAGUCUUAUUUCCCAAAUAAACUCUUACCAUUUGGAGCAUAUGUUUUCGUAUCACAUACUUUGAAAGAGUACAUCUACUUUUCCUAACGUGGUUAGUGUAUAUGUAUUAUCCCAUAUUCACACUUGCCAACAAAUAUUUUAUAUUUCAUGAGUAUUAUCCAGUGAAUUUUCUUUAUCGUCAGUAUAUAUGGUGACUGGUAUUGUCAACAUAGCUCGAUAAAAUUAGCUAGUUAGAAUCCGUGCUUCCUUUUCUUCAGUGAAUGAUAUACUAUAGUAUAGUACUUUAUUGGAUUGGAACUUUGCAUUCACCAACAGUAACACCAAAAUGAAAAUACGGUCAUUGUUUCCAUUGGUUAUUAUAUACGAAAAUUCAUUUUCUGAAUUUGCAGUAUCAGACAAAACUCACCACUUAACUCGUGUAUAGUAGACAACGAAACAGGCUUCAUGGCAAUUUUUCAUGUUAUAUCAUGUGAUUUGAAUCAUGAAAUAGGGCCUUGAUUCAACCGAUUUCUAUCCGUCCUCUAAGAAAUUUAAGUUGCAGCUAUUUCGCCUCAUUAAGACAUCCAUACAGUCAGUGCACUCGUAAAUAAAUCUGUAUAUCUAGGAUUUAUUACUUUGGCACUCAUGCUCGAAAAUGCUUACAAAAUCUUUUUGGAGCAUCAUUUUUCUUCUAGAGCAUUAGGAAUGUUUUUUCUUCACGAAGUUUUGCAUUCAGAAUGUUUUGAAUUUUGUUCUAUUUGUUUGAUUUUACUGUUCAUGAGGGUGCCUGUGAACUCGUGAUCAGAAACUCCAUGUCUCUUUUGGUGUUCUUUUGAGUUGGUUAUCUUCAUGCUUGUGAUAGCAGUAGAGUACAACAUUUUCAAGUUCACCAUUUAGUAACUAGUAGUAAUAACUUGUGUUAUAUGAGCUAGAACGUGCUUAUGCAGAGGGAUUUACCUUUGUUUAUUUUUGCAGGGGUUGUAUGCGUGAGGGGCUUUGACAGGAGACAGAGGGCACCAAGACCGCUUAAUGCAGGGUUACAUUUACCUGCAACAAAGGUUACAAGAGAUAAAAGGCGUGCAGCAGCCAAAGAGGAGGAAUAAGCCAUUGAGAUAGAGGAAAAGAAAGCAUACAUGCAAGAUUCAAACCUAAAUAAUCAUAGUAUUGCUUUUAGUUUUCUUUUCUUCCGCUGCGUUCACUAAAUCCGUUGAUAUUUUGUGUUUCUCAUGCCAUGUGAGUCCAACAUACCUUUGUCCGUCAGCCUUUUUCUGGUCAUUGUCCUCUCUAUAGGAUUUCUGUGGCCUCUCUUUGCAUUGUUGAUCUAAGCCCAUUCUCUUGCCGCCGAGCUUCUUUCGCCGUCGACUUUCAUGGGCCAUGAUUCUUUAAGCAAUGCUUCUUCUCUUGAUGUGCCAUCUUCUUUUGAUAACCCAUCUUCUCUUGAUAUUUCUAUUGUAUCUUCUAUUGAUGCGUUGUCUUCCUCUGAUGUGCCAUCAAAUCGUUAUCCCCUUUGGCGACUCGACAGGUUUUGAAGACUCUUCAUGCUACGACGACACUCUCAAGACGCGGAUUUGGAUUAUCAUUUUUUUUAGUAUUACGCUUCUUCUAAUGUAAUGCUAUUGCAUAGGCAUUUGAGUGGGGGGUGUUAAGGAGUAUUAGUAUUGGUCUAUGAGUCCUUAUUAGUCUAUGUUUAGUUUCCUUGCACCUCAAGUCAUGUGUAAUAUAUAUAAGCCCCUUGGGCCUUCAAUAAAGAUAAGUUGCUUAACAUGGUAUCGGAGCUAAGGUCUUGAGUUCAAAUCCUGACUUUCGCAAUUUAUUAAAAAUUGCUGCUAGCCCCCCUUUGUGUCCACAUAGAGGCCUCUUGAGAGUUUCGCGCGCCGUCGCUCUCUUCCGGUUGCACGUGUUGACUUGUCUUCCCCGUCACACGUGAUAGGGGGUGUUACAGUAUAUAUGGAUUGCACUAGCCCUUUCCAUCAGUUUGGACUUUUGGUUGCGUUGGCUAGUGCAUGAAGCUUAACAGUAGAAACCCCUGGCCUCUGCAUCAGUACGACGCACCCUAUAGCAGUCUUAUUUCCCAAAUAAACUCUUACCAUUUGGAGCAUAUGUUUUCGUAUCACAUACUUUGAAAGAGUACAUCUACUUUUCCUAACGUGGUUAGUGUAUAUGUAUUAUCCCAUAUUCACACUUGCCAACAAAUAUUUUAUAUUUCAUGAGUAUUAUCCAGUGAAUUUUCUUUAUCGUCAGUAUAUAUGGUGACUGGUAUUGUCAACAUAGCUCGAUAAAAUUAGCUAGUUAGAAUCCGUGCUUCCUUUUCUUCAGUGAAUGAUAUACUAUAGUAUAGUACUUUAUUGGAUUGGAACUUUGCAUUCACCAACAGUAACACCAAAAUGAAAAUACGGUCAUUGUUUCCAUUGGUUAUUAUAUACGAAAAUUCAUUUUCUGAAUUUGCAGUAUCAGACAAAACUCACCACUUAACUCGUGUAUAGUAGACAACGAAACAGGCUUCAUGGCAAUUUUUCAUGUUAUAUCAUGUGAUUUGAAUCAUGAAAUAGGGCCUUGAUUCAACCGAUUUCUAUCCGUCCUCUAAGAAAUUUAAGUUGCAGCUAUUUCGCCUCAUUAAGACAUCCAUACAGUCAGUGCACUCGUAAAUAAAUCUGUAUAUCUAGGAUUUAUUACUUUGGCACUCAUGCUCGAAAAUGCUUACAAAAUCUUUUUGGAGCAUCAUUUUUCUUCUAGAGCAUUAGGAAUGUUUUUUCUUCACGAAGUUUUGCAUUCAGAAUGUUUUGAAUUUUGUUCUAUUUGUUUGAUUUUACUGUUCAUGAGGGUGCCUGUGAGCUCGUGAUCAGAAACUCCAUGUCUCUUUUGGUGUUCUUUUGAGUUGGUUAUCUUCAUGCUUGUGAUAGCAGUAGAGUACAACAUUUUCAAGUUCACCAUUUAGUAACUAGUAGUAAUAACUUGUGUUAUAUGAGCUAGAACGUGCUUAUGCAGAGGGAUUUACCUUUGUUUAUUUUUGCAGGGGUUGUAUGCGUGAGGGGCUUUGACAGGAGACAGAGGGCACCAAGACCGCUUAAUGCAGGGUUACAUUUACCUGCAACAAAGGUUACAAGAGAUAAAAGGCGUGCAGCAGCCAAAGAGGAGGAAUAAGCCAUUGAGAUAGAGGAAAAGAAAGCAUACAUGCAAGAUUCAAACCUAAAUAAUCAUAGUAUUGCUUUUAGUUUUCUUUUCUUCCGCUGCGUUCACUAAAUCCGUUGAUAUUUUGUGUUUCUCAUGCCAUGUGAGUCCAACAUACCUUUGUCCGUCAGCCUUUUUCUGGUCAUUGUCCUCUCUAUAGGAUUUCUGUGGCCUCUCUUUGCAUUGUUGAUCUAAGCCCAUUCUCUUGCCGCCGAGCUUCUUUCGCCGUCGACUUUCAUGGGCCAUGAUUCUUUAAGCAAUGCUUCUUCUCUUGAUGUGCCAUCUUCUUUUGAUAACCCAUCUUCUCUUGAUAUUUCUAUUGUAUCUUCUAUUGAUGCGUUGUCUUCCUCUGAUGUGCCAUCAAAUCGUUAUCCCCUUUGGCGACUCGACAGGUUUUGAAGACUCUUCAUGCUACGACGACACUCUCAAGACGCGGAUUUGGAUUAUCAUUUUUUUUAGUAUUACGCUUCUUCUAAUGUAAUGCUAUUGCAUAGGCAUUUGAGUGGGGGGUGUUAAGGAGUAUUAGUAUUGGUCUAUGAGUCCUUAUUAGUCUAUGUUUAGUUUCCUUGCACCUCAAGUCAUGUGUAAUAUAUAUAAGCCCCUUGGGCCUUCAAUAAAGAUAAGUUGCUUAACAUGGUAUCGGAGCUAAGGUCUUGAGUUCAAAUCCUGACUUUCGCAAUUUAUUAAAAAUUGCUGCUAGCCCCCCUUUGUGUCCACAUAGAGGCCUCUUGAGAGUUUCGCGCGCCGUCGCUCUCUUCCGGUUGCACGUGUUGACUUGUCUUCCCCGUCACACGUGAUAGGGGGUGUUACAGUAUAUAUGGAUUGCACUAGCCCUUUCCAUCAGUUUGGACUUUUGGUUGCGUUGGCUAGUGCAUGAAGCUUAACAGUAGAAACCCCUGGCCUCUGCAUCAGUACGACGCACCCUAUAGCAGUCUUAUUUCCCAAAUAAACUCUUACCAUUUGGAGCAUAUGUUUUCGUAUCACAUACUUUGAAAGAGUACAUCUACUUUUCCUAACGUGGUUAGUGUAUAUGUAUUAUCCCAUAUUCACACUUGCCAACAAAUAUUUUAUAUUUCAUGAGUAUUAUCCAGUGAAUUUUCUUUAUCGUCAGUAUAUAUGGUGACUGGUAUUGUCAACAUAGCUCGAUAAAAUUAGCUAGUUAGAAUCCGUGCUUCCUUUUCUUCAGUGAAUGAUAUACUAUAGUAUAGUACUUUAUUGGAUUGGAACUUUGCAUUCACCAACAGUAACACCAAAAUGAAAAUACGGUCAUUGUUUCCAUUGGUUAUUAUAUACGAAAAUUCAUUUUCUGAAUUUGCAGUAUCAGACAAAACUCACCACUUAACUCGUGUAUAGUAGACAACGAAACAGGCUUCAUGGCAAUUUUUCAUGUUAUAUCAUGUGAUUUGAAUCAUGAAAUAGGGCCUUGAUUCAACCGAUUUCUAUCCGUCCUCUAAGAAAUUUAAGUUGCAGCUAUUUCGCCUCAUUAAGACAUCCAUACAGUCAGUGCACUCGUAAAUAAAUCUGUAUAUCUAGGAUUUAUUACUUUGGCACUCAUGCUCGAAAAUGCUUACAAAAUCUUUUUGGAGCAUCAUUUUUCUUCUAGAGCAUUAGGAAUGUUUUUUCUUCACGAAGUUUUGCAUUCAGAAUGUUUUGAAUUUUGUUCUAUUUGUUUGAUUUUACUGUUCAUGAGGGUGCCUGUGAGCUCGUGAUCAGAAACUCCAUGUCUCUUUUGGUGUUCUUUUGAGUUGGUUAUCUUCAUGCUUGUGAUAGCAGUAGAGUACAACAUUUUCAAGUUCACCAUUUAGUAACUAGUAGUAAUAACUUGUGUUAUAUGAGCUAGAACGUGCUUAUGCAGAGGGAUUUACCUUUGUUUAUUUUUGCAGGGGUUGUAUGCGUGAGGGGCUUUGACAGGAGACAGAGGGCACCAAGACCGCUUAAUGCAGGGUUACAUUUACCUGCAACAAAGGUUACAAGAGAUAAAAGGCGUGCAGCAGCCAAAGAGGAGGAAUAAGCCAUUGAGAUAGAGGAAAAGAAAGCAUACAUGCAAGAUUCAAACCUAAAUAAUCAUAGUAUUGCUUUUAGUUUUCUUUUCUUCCGCUGCGUUCACUAAAUCCGUUGAUAUUUUGUGUUUCUCAUGCCAUGUGAGUCCAACAUACCUUUGUCCGUCAGCCUUUUUCUGGUCAUUGUCCUCUCUAUAGGAUUUCUGUGGCCUCUCUUUGCAUUGUUGAUCUAAGCCCAUUCUCUUGCCGCCGAGCUUCUUUCGCCGUCGACUUUCAUGGGCCAUGAUUCUUUAAGCAAUGCUUCUUCUCUUGAUGUGCCAUCUUCUUUUGAUAACCCAUCUUCUCUUGAUAUUUCUAUUGUAUCUUCUAUUGAUGCGUUGUCUUCCUCUGAUGUGCCAUCAAAUCGUUAUCCCCUUUGGCGACUCGACAGGUUUUGAAGACUCUUCAUGCUACGACGACACUCUCAAGACGCGGAUUUGGAUUAUCAUUUUUUUUAGUAUUACGCUUCUUCUAAUGUAAUGCUAUUGCAUAGGCAUUUGAGUGGGGGGUGUUAAGGAGUAUUAGUAUUGGUCUAUGAGUCCUUAUUAGUCUAUGUUUAGUUUCCUUGCACCUCAAGUCAUGUGUAAUAUAUAUAAGCCCCUUGGGCCUUCAAUAAAGAUAAGUUGCUUAACAUGGUAUCGGAGCUAAGGUCUUGAGUUCAAAUCCUGACUUUCGCAAUUUAUUAAAAAUUGCUGCUAGCCCCCCUUUGUGUCCACAUAGAGGCCUCUUGAGAGUUUCGCGCGCCGUCGCUCUCUUCCGGUUGCACGUGUUGACUUGUCUUCCCCGUCACACGUGAUAGGGGGUGUUACAGUAUAUAUGGAUUGCACUAGCCCUUUCCAUCAGUUUGGACUUUUGGUUGCGUUGGCUAGUGCAUGAAGCUUAACAGUAGAAACCCCUGGCCUCUGCAUCAGUACGACGCACCCUAUAGCAGUCUUAUUUCCCAAAUAAACUCUUACCAUUUGGAGCAUAUGUUUUCGUAUCACAUACUUUGAAAGAGUACAUCUACUUUUCCUAACGUGGUUAGUGUAUAUGUAUUAUCCCAUAUUCACACUUGCCAACAAAUAUUUUAUAUUUCAUGAGUAUUAUCCAGUGAAUUUUCUUUAUCGUCAGUAUAUAUGGUGACUGGUAUUGUCAACAUAGCUCGAUAAAAUUAGCUAGUUAGAAUCCGUGCUUCCUUUUCUUCAGUGAAUGAUAUACUAUAGUAUAGUACUUUAUUGGAUUGGAACUUUGCAUUCACCAACAGUAACACCAAAAUGAAAAUACGGUCAUUGUUUCCAUUGGUUAUUAUAUACGAAAAUUCAUUUUCUGAAUUUGCAGUAUCAGACAAAACUCACCACUUAACUCGUGUAUAGUAGACAACGAAACAGGCUUCAUGGCAAUUUUUCAUGUUAUAUCAUGUGAUUUGAAUCAUGAAAUAGGGCCUUGAUUCAACCGAUUUCUAUCCGUCCUCUAAGAAAUUUAAGUUGCAGCUAUUUCGCCUCAUUAAGACAUCCAUACAGUCAGUGCACUCGUAAAUAAAUCUGUAUAUCUAGGAUUUAUUACUUUGGCACUCAUGCUCGAAAAUGCUUACAAAAUCUUUUUGGAGCAUCAUUUUUCUUCUAGAGCAUUAGGAAUGUUUUUUCUUCACGAAGUUUUGCAUUCAGAAUGUUUUGAAUUUUGUUCUAUUUGUUUGAUUUUACUGUUCAUGAGGGUGCCUGUGAGCUCGUGAUCAGAAACUCCAUGUCUCUUUUGGUGUUCUUUUGAGUUGGUUAUCUUCAUGCUUGUGAUAGCAGUAGAGUACAACAUUUUCAAGUUCACCAUUUAGUAACUAGUAGUAAUAACUUGUGUUAUAUGAGCUAGAACGUGCUUAUGCAGAGGGAUUUACCUUUGUUUAUUUUUGCAGGGGUUGUAUGCGUGAGGGGCUUUGACAGGAGACAGAGGGCACCAAGACCGCUUAAUGCAGGGUUACAUUUACCUGCAACAAAGGUUACAAGAGAUAAAAGGCGUGCAGCAGCCAAAGAGGAGGAAUAAGCCAUUGAGAUAGAGGAAAAGAAAGCAUACAUGCAAGAUUCAAACCUAAAUAAUCAUAGUAUUGCUUUUAGUUUUCUUUUCUUCCGCUGCGUUCACUAAAUCCGUUGAUAUUUUGUGUUUCUCAUGCCAUGUGAGUCCAACAUACCUUUGUCCGUCAGCCUUUUUCUGGUCAUUGUCCUCUCUAUAGGAUUUCUGUGGCCUCUCUUUGCAUUGUUGAUCUAAGCCCAUUCUCUUGCCGCCGAGCUUCUUUCGCCGUCGACUUUCAUGGGCCAUGAUUCUUUAAGCAAUGCUUCUUCUCUUGAUGUGCCAUCUUCUUUUGAUAACCCAUCUUCUCUUGAUAUUUCUAUUGUAUCUUCUAUUGAUGCGUUGUCUUCCUCUGAUGUGCCAUCAAAUCGUUAUCCCCUUUGGCGACUCGACAGGUUUUGAAGACUCUUCAUGCUACGACGACACUCUCAAGACGCGGAUUUGGAUUAUCAUUUUUUUUAGUAUUACGCUUCUUCUAAUGUAAUGCUAUUGCAUAGGCAUUUGAGUGGGGGGUGUUAAGGAGUAUUAGUAUUGGUCUAUGAGUCCUUAUUAGUCUAUGUUUAGUUUCCUUGCACCUCAAGUCAUGUGUAAUAUAUAUAAGCCCCUUGGGCCUUCAAUAAAGAUAAGUUGCUUAACA
Messenger RNA from Aegilops tauschii subsp. strangulata, 15010 nucleotides. RefSeq names its product protein ROS1A. Gene Ontology annotation, molecular function: DNA demethylase activity; DNA N-glycosylase activity; 4 iron, 4 sulfur cluster binding. Gene Ontology annotation, biological process: chromosomal 5-methylcytosine DNA demethylation pathway; base-excision repair. NCBI's taxonomy places the organism in Eukaryota, Viridiplantae, Streptophyta, Magnoliopsida, Poales, Poaceae. The record is from RefSeq and is a predicted model, not a curated record.